AUGGCCCGAACACCUGACCUGGACAAAAAUCCAGUAAAUGUUCAGGGAAUGCGCCUUUCCCAAACACCAGCUCAGAGGCUCCAAACGGGACCAAGUUCAUGCCGAAUUUUGGCUCGUGAACCAGUUAGUGCCCAUCCCUACCAGGAAUUGAACCUGAGACCUUCUGUAUGCCAAUCAGAUGCUCCGCCACUGAACCACACCCCUUCUUGCUUCCUAUUAACAGAAAUAUUUUCCGUGGCUCCAGCUGCAGGGAGUCUGGGUGGUGGAACUCUGCUCACCGUCACCGGAGACUUCUUUGAUACACCCGUGGCAGUCACAGUUGCAGGUAUCCCCUGCCAAAUUAAGGACAUUUCUCCACAAAUGAUCAUCUGCACGACUGGAGCAGCUGGCGAAAACAGACGCCCCAACGGACCUCAGCCAGGAAACAGAGGGCUUCUUUUUGAAGUCUGGGAAGGCACGGACACAAGCCCUGGUGAAGCCGCCCCUGAAUACAGGCAGCAGCUGGUGCCUAAUGCUAGUUUGCCAUUAGGUCUCCUGCCAGGGGGACAACAACCAUUCAGUGCCCGGCUACGUGGCUUUUUUGUGGCACCUCAGACAAACAACUACACGUUCUGGAUCCAGGCGGAUGCCGAGGCUUCUUUGUACUUCAGCCUGUCUGAAGAUCCAGGGAAGAAGGUUGAGGUUGCAUCCAUUCCUGAUGGAAUUCCUGGACAGUUGACAAACUGGGAGGAAAACUGGAGACAGCCUGGGAACCCAAAAUCUGAAAAAUUCGAAUUAACGGGGGGCACCAUGUACUAUUUGGAAGCAGUGUAUCGUGGGAAAUCACCAAGCAAUGGAAUGAGCGUUGGGGUCCAAGUGCACAAUACCUGGCUGAAUCCUGAUGUGGUGAACACUUAUCGCAGAGAGAGGCACGAAAUACUCGCCACCGCAUCCCAGCUUCCGGAAAUACAGAUGCUGACGUUAUCUGGUACCGGACAAUUCAGUCUUGCCUGGGGCAACGUAAGCAGCAUCUUCCUGCCAACAAAUGCUACCGCUGGACAAGUCCAGAAAGCUCUGGAGGACCUUCUUUCAAUAAGAUGUGAAACGAAGCCCUCAUCAGCCAACAUCCUUCUGCGGGCUGGAUUUGAGCAUGGUAACUUGGUUUGCACAGAGGAAUUCACCAGCGGGGGACAUGCAAUCAGCUGGACAGAGCCAUUUUGUGGAAGGUUCAGCGCCCACAAGCUAGAAAGCCUUGUUAAGAUACACCCGUCUGUCUCUGCUUACGAUGUCACCAAGUACACCCAUCUGUGCUUUGCAUAUAAAGGUUAUUUGAGCAACACCCUCUUCGUGGCAGUCUCUUACGCCGAUACCUUUCAACAUGUAGUGAGGAAGAAUCUGACCUGCCAGUGGCCUCUUAAUGAGACAAGCCCAGAAAGCUGGAAUUUUGUCUGUACCAAUCUUUGGAGGGAUUGUUUGGAGAAUUCUGUAUCCCUAAAAGAUCUUCUGAAAAACUCAUCAGUAUUUCUGCACCAGGUAGAUCUAGAACCCUUUGUUAGUGCGGCUGAGACUUCUGUCCAGUUCUUCGUGGAUGAGAUUAUAAUUUCGGACAGAGAUAUAGUUGUUUUUCAGAGAGAGGCAAGACCACCUUGUCCACAUGGGGGAUUUAUAGAGUCAGUGUCUGUGGUUGGAGCUUCACCUGUAUACAACGUGUCCUUCUUCAUGGCGGAUUAUUGCAAAGAACUCCCUCUUGUUUCACUGAGAGGAGCUGUGGGUGAGGCAAGAGUCAACCUGACAGUUCGGAGGGUGCAAACGGCAAGCCCACCUCUUGGCGGGACUUUUCGAAUUCAUCUGCCCAAUGUGGAGAUAUCAGGCAUUCCGGCAUCCAUCUCAUCCCAACGUCUCCGCAAACUCCUACAAAGCUAUGCUGAUAAUUUUACAGCCCAGUACUUGAAUGCCAGCGAUUUUUUGGUAACUAAGGACUCGAGCAGCUGUUACCGAAGCAGGUGGACGUUGACUUGGGCGUCAACAACUGGUGACUUGCCUAAUAUCAUCAGUGUGUCUGCCGAAAACCUCACUGGUCUGAACCCAGUGGUUACAGCUCGGGUUGUAUUUGAUGGAGGUGUUUUCAUUAGCCCGAUUUUUGGGGACAUGCUUGCUACCCCCAACGAUUUCACACAGGUUGUGGUUGCAGUGAAUGACGUUCCAGCAAACUGUUCCGGUUCAUGCAUUUUCCAGUAUCUCUUGGAAUCUACUCCAUUAGUCGACAGUGUCGAAUAUUCUGUAGAGGAUGGCAUUCACAUGUUAAUCCAUCUUGUGGGAUCUGGCUUCGCCGCAGACCAGGGGGCAUUGCUUGUUGAGGUGAACCAGAUGGACUGUGAAAUCCUGGCUUCCAACCACAGCAGCGCUCUUUGCCGCAUGGAUUUGUUGCCUCCCAGAUUGCACAGAGUUACGGUGUUGGUGAGACCCUGCGGUUUUGCAGUCAAUGCCAGUAGAGAAGGAGGAAUAUUCGUGAGCGUUGUGCCCCGACUGACAGCCGUCGAACCUCCAAUGGCUUCAGAGAUUGGUGGGCUCCCAGUAACCCUCACAGGUUCGGGUUUCGACGGGAUACACCUGGUGGCAUUCGGUUCUCAGCCUUGCCCAAUUAAUGCCCGUGCCAGCAACGCAACCGUCAUUGAAUGCAGGCUUCCUCCGUGGAGAGGAGAAGACCACACUGUUAGUGUGAUUCUGGCCAGUGAACACGGAUCCGCUCUCCUUCCCGGCGCCUUCACAUACGACGCUUCAUUGAACCCAUUUAUUAUUUCACUGAGCAGAAAUACGAGCAGCACAGCAGGUCAGACUCUCCACAUCGGUAUAUCGUCGUUCACAAAUUAUGCCGGGUUGGACGUGAAGGUGAUAAUUCAGGAGUCUGUGGCAGAAAUCCAGGCACGAACCCGUCAUGGACUCCAUGUAGCACUGCCUCCCUUGACACGUGGACUGUACAACCUUUCUGUCUUCCUUAACGAUGUGCCGUUAGAUGCUAAGGGAGCGGAGCCGUUCAUCCGGUACGUUACAGAGGUCUUCAAAAUGGAGCCGUGUUGCGGUUCCUUUCUUGGUGGAACUUUGCUCACAAUCUCUGGAACAGGUUUUACCAGCAACCGGCAUAUGGUCUCCAUCUUUGUGGGCUCACAACCCUGUCUUGUUUCCUACCUGAAUGAAGAGAAAAUUGUAUGCCGUAGUCCACCGGCUAUUCAGCAGUCCAAUAUCACUGCCCAAGACCUUUCAGCCAACGUGCAGUUGUUUAUUGGCAACAGAUCAUCUGUAGAAAUGCCUGUCUGGAGCAUCUCAAAUUUCACCUUUCUUUACCAAAAGUCUUUGACUCCUGACGUCGUAGAUGUUGAAGUAGAAAUGGCAAACGAUACCCUGCUUCUGAAAACAGAGGUGGUCAACAUGACCGAUUGGGUGGCCCUCCUUGGGUCUGUAGAAUGCGAGCUCAAGAUAGAGCAUGCCAAUCAUUCUACAGUUGGUGCUCAGUGCUCCCUACCGCUAAAUAUUUUUGAACCGGGAGAGUACCCCAUCAGAAUUCUCCAGAAGCAGAUGGGCUAUGCCAAGAUACCAGCCGCCAGACAGCACUUUACGGUAGCUCCGUCGAUAAGGACCAUCUUUCCAUCUCAUGGUUCCGUUUGUGGCGGUCAGUGGCUCACUAUAUCUGGCCGUAAUUUAAAAUCUCAGACUAAUUUGCCUCGCGUGAACCUCAGCGGCAAUUUCACCUGUGAGAUCCAGAGCUCCGAUGAUACCGUAAUAAAGUGUGUUCUCUCGAGAAGGGAUCUUCCGGUGGAUAACGGGCAGUUCCGUGAUGCAUCUCAAGAACUUGGAGUCACAGUGUCUGUGAAUGGGAUCAAUAGCCAUUGCCUUGAAGACUGUUCAUUCCACCUUCUUGAAAACUUGACCUUUAUUAUCGAUGCUGUGAAUGUAGAGUUCAGUGAUAUGCUGAUUUGUUUGCUCAUCAGAGCUCAGAGUUCAGUGUGGAUGAUGGAAGAAACCUCGAUAGAGGUGGACAGUUAUCUCCCUUGCAGUAUCACUUUCUGGAAUGAAACCAACGUUGAGUGCCGCUUAAACAGCCUCGUUGCAGGCGACCAUGUUGUUUCCGUGCAGCACAGGAGUUGGGGACAGGCUUGCCUUUUUCGAAAAGGUUCCAGUCUCUUCAGAGUAGAUCCCCGCGUGCUCCGGUUCUACCCCCAGAAUUUCAGCAUUAAUGGCGGAGGGCUUCUCACACUGGAGGGCACAGCCUUAAAAGGAAGGAACAAGACCUCUGUUGUCAUAGGAGACCACCACUGUCUCCUCACCAAUGCCUCUUUUUGGGCCCUUCAGUGCCUCGUCCCUCCAGGGGACGGAAACACCACUGUGAGGCUUUAUGUAGAUGACAUCUUGUAUUUAAUCGGCGAAAUAAAUUACACCGAAGAUUCCACUCCUGUUUUCCUUUCCCUUCUUGCUGCCGCGAACCAGUUUCUGACUAUAAGGGUGUCGCGGGUGAGGCGAACGGAAGACAUGUAUGUGUUCGUCGGAGGUGCUGCCUGCACCAAUGUCACUGGUGAUGACAGAACUUUGCACUGUGCAGUUCCUCGACUUCCUGCUGGGACCUAUGGAGUGACGGGUGGGGAUGUCCUCAGAGGCGGGGCUUCCUCUGGCUUGGUAUUCGCUUCUCUGCUCACCGUUAUAUCUGUGAACAGCAACCGUGCCUGCCUUGGGGGUGGUGAAGUGCACUUACGUGGGACCGGUUUUUCUUCAGGGAAUACCUCGGUUACUAUCUGCGGCGCUCCCUGCGAAAUACUGGAUGGUGUCACCACAACGGAUCUGAGCUGCCUAGUGCCGCCCUUGAACGCCUCCUUAGCCAUUCUCUGUGGCCUGACAUGGUCCUUAGAGGAGAAGAGCGAUUGCCCAGCGUCGGUUCCGCCUUCAAUCCAGUGUGACAUCCGCGUCAUGGCAAACGCUUCUGUCGUCAAAGCGUCCAUACCUUACCUAUACUUCUGCGGUGAUUCGGCGUGUUCCUCUGACCAGGCAGCCGUCAACUCAUCCCGUGGUUUCCCCAGCGGCAUCGUCAUCAGCCCUAAAGUGGAAAGAGAUGAAGUUCUCAUCCAUAACGGCUCCUGUAACAUUACCAUGGAAACUGAGGCAGAGAUGGAGUGUGAGGGGCCUAAUCAACCAAUUACCGCCAAGAUUACUGAGAUAUGGAAAAAAUGGGGCCAGAACACUCAGAGUGCCUCCCCCCUUCGACUCUGUGGCCACUGGUCGAAGCCCUGGAGCUGGCUUAGCGGGAAGGUGCCACGAGAUGGCGAUAACGUCACGGUGGAGAGAGGCCAGACGAUGCUCUUGGAUACCCGCACGAGCAUCCUCAGCGUGCUCCAUGUCAAAGGUGGCAAGCUUGUGUUCGUUGGUCCUGGGCCAGUGGAACUCCACGCUCAUUAUAUCCUUUUAUCCGAUGGAGGCGAACUUCGUGUCGGAUCCCCUGGUGACCCGUUUUGUGGCGCAGCCCGCAUCCAUCUCCACGGCAGUUCCCAUACGCCCCUCUUCUCUCCAUAUGGAGCCAAAUUCCUGGCUGUGAGGAAUGGAACCCUUUCCAUUCAUGGGUGUGUCCCUCAAGUGACAGUCACACAUUUGAAAUCGGGAGCGCUUCCAAAUGACACCAAAUUAAGUCUGAUGGAGCCUGUGGACUGGAAACCUGGGGAUGAAGUGGUGGUUUGUGGAGGCGGCCUAGGAGAUGCUCAGAAGCAAGAUGAGGUCGUCACUGUCAAAUUUGUCAAUGGCACAGACCUCUACAUCACAUCCCCACUCAGGUAUCCUCAUGACAUUUCUGAAGAGCAGGUGUUAGGAGGAUGUCUUAAUCUGAGACCCGUCGUGGCAUCCCUCAGCCGGAGAGUGAUCAUUCGAGGAAACGUCACGAACGAGAGGGCUUCCCACCAGAAGCAGUGCAAAGAAGCAGGUGUUUCGGGGGGCAAGAAAGGUUUCUCAAAAUGCCUGUACACGACAAGUGAAAGGAAGCUCGGAUCUCGGGAUAUGGGAGCAGUGGUCUUUGUGCAGUCCAAUCGUGGUGAGGAGAGCCAGUUCCAUUUGGAAGGCGUGCGGUUCCAGCACGUAGGUCAAACAUUCCGGAAAGAUCUCAGCGCGCUCACCAUCGCUGGGAAUGCUGAUAUGACUAACUCUUACAUUCGGGACUGUGUCGUGUUGGAUUCUUUUGCUCGGGGAAUUAGUCUUUCCGGGGUAUCACAUCUCAGGGUGGAAAAUAACAUUUUAUACAACAUCAUGGGCCAUGGAAUUCGUGUGGGAGAGCGGCUGGAACAAAAGAACCAAUUAAAACGCAAUACAGUUAUUGGACUGUCUGGGAGUGACGGGCUGUCCAAUAUUGAAACCUUUUCGCCCGCUGGGAUCUACAUCCAGGCACCUGAUAAUUUGAUAGAGGAUAACACCGUCUGUGCCGCCGGACAUGGCUACUUCUUUCACCUUUCCCCAACAGGACCGUCACGGGCACCGAUCCCGUCCUUCGAUGGGAACGUGGCGCAUUCUUGCACGAGGUACGGACUGCUGUUAUAUCCCGAAUAUCACCCUCAAAGGGCAAACAGCACAAUCCCUGUUGUAUUUCAGUCCUUCACAGCCUGGCAGUGUCUAGGUGGGGUUCAGAUUAUGAGCACCAGCAACUUGCAGCUUCGUGGGCUCCUCAUUUGCGUCUGCCGCAACUUUGGAGCAAAUAUUGUCGAAAGUCUUGGAAACACCUCUGUGGUCGACAGUUUGUUCCUGGGCCGCUUGCGUGAAACGAAUGGAAGCUGUAUGCUUACAGGGCUGAAAACUCCCCACAGGCGUGAGCUAUUGAUUUCUAAUGCAACCUUUGUGAACUUUGACAUUCUCAACUGCACGGCAAUCGCCCCGUGUUCUGGCUGUCAACGAGGUCAGGGAGGAUUUACCGUGAAAGCAGAACGGGUACUCUUCUUAAAUGCCCCAAACUGGAUAUCAUUCCCGUCCCCUCAUUCAGCCAUUCUUGAAGAUCUGGAUGGCUCCAUCACAGGACUGGAGGGGAGUCGCCUCCUUCCCUCCAUGGAUACACUUCCAACUUCCUGUAGACCCAGCCUCAACACCAGUCAAGCUACCAGCGGCAGCAUCUGUGCUGGAAGUUAUACUUUUCACCGCAUGUCCAUUGGCCUAAAGACCUCUGUCCGUCCUUACAAUUUAAAAUUGACUGAUAGCCGCAAUAAGACAACGACCGUCAAUUAUGUCCAUGACAUUCUGUCAAAUGCCUAUGGCUGGAUGGCUAUUCUUGUGGACCAGGAAACGUAUACUCUGUCAUUCGAAAACCCUCUGGCAAAUGUGAAUCUACAGUACGUGGCGACGUUUGAUAACUUCACUGCUGGGAAUUACUUACUGGUGGAACAUGAAGGCCUUUCACCUCAUAUCAGCAUCACAGUGACCUGUGGGGCGAGGCAAGGAUCUGCACUUCGGUCCCUUCCUUCACAUAGGUAUAACAAAAGCUGCGAUUGGGCGUUCAGUCAGGAACAGAGGAAGCUGACCUACCUAGUUACAGGUGAAGGCGUCAUCCAAGUGGCAUUCAAAGCAGAAGACGCAAUCCCUCCGUCAGCGCCAGGUACUCCAUCCCCACCUCCUUCACAUUCGAGAUGGUCUCUCUCUGCCUCUUGGGACGGGGUGCCAGAGAACUGGGGUGGCUACAAUAACAGCAUCCCAUUGCCUGGUGAUGAUGUCAUCAUUUUGCCAGGCAAAACCAUCCUCGUGGAUAUGACUCUUCCUCGUCUCCGAAGUCUGUACAUCCUGGGAGUUCUGGAAUUCCCUUCCAACUCCAGCAACGUUCUCAGUGCCUCCUGCAUUCUCAUAGCUGGUGGUACGCUGAAUGUUGGCACAUCACAGAAUCCAUUAGAAAGAAGAGCAAAGCUACGAAUUGUCCUUCGGGCAUCUGAGAAGGUUUACUGUGACCGAUUGGAUGGGAUGGGCGCGCCUCCUGGAACUAUUGGAGUUUACGGGAAACUGCAGAUGCAUAGUGCGUAUACCGGGAUCUCCUGGACACGCCUUGGAAAUGACGUUGCCCCUGGAAAUGAAAGGUUCGGGGUACAAGAUCCUUUGGACUGGCAUAAUGGUGACAGGAUUGUCAUCAGCUCCUCUUCUUACGAAGCCCACCAAGCUGAAAUAGCCACUUUGGAAGAAGUCCGUGGUCAUAGCAUUAGAAUCCGUGAACGUCUUCUCUACAGACAUCUAGGGCAUUCCCACAUAUUAGAAGAUGGGCGGCCGAUUCCUCUGGCUGCAGAAAUUGGGCUCCUAACAAGGAAUAUACAAAUCAAGACCGACAGCAAUUGUACCGGGAGGCUUCUAGUGGCCAGCUUCAGAAAUGCCAGUGGCACAGAAUAUACAGGUGUGCUGCAGCUUUCCAAUGUUGAGAUUCUAGGCUUCGGAUCUUCACAGUUCCCUGCGGUUGACAUCAUGAACGCAUCCUCUGAAUCCUUCAUCAUCUCCUCCAGCAUUCACGAAAUCUGCGGGGCUGGCAUUCAAGCAGUGGCGAGCAGUGGCCUCUCAGUACGGGACAACGUGGUGUUUGAUACGGCUGGUCACGGCAUACACCUGGGAGGCCAAGACCAUUCUCUCGUCAGGAAUCUAGUCGUUCUGAGCAAACAGCCAGAGGGAGCAUCCUAUUGGGUGGCCGGCAUCAAAACCAACACAGCUGAUAACGCCCACUUGUGCAAUAACAUUGUGGCAGGAUCCGAACGGAUAGCCUUUCACAUCCGAGGGCAGGAAUGCUUCUUAGCGGGAGAGUUUUGCGGUGGUAACGUGGCUCAUUCAAGCCUUCACGGGGUUCACUUGUACGGAAGAGAUGGCUUUCCUAACUGCACCAAAAUCGCAGGCUUCCUGUCCUACAAGAACUACGACUACGGGAUCUUAUUUCACCUUGAAGGAAACGUAGUGGUAGAAAACGUGAUAUUGGUUGACAACAAUGUAGGUCUUCUCCCAAUUUUAUUCUGCACAUCCAUCGAGCCACGGUGCCACCUUGAAAAACAGCAUGUCGAACUUAGAAACUCGGUACUUUUGGCCACCAGCUCUUCUUUCGAUUGCAUCAAGGACCGGAUCCAUCCCCUUUCAGCUCACCCAACAACGCGGGAUCGAGCACCACGUAGUCCUUGGAGGGGGCGUGUCGGGAUUCUGUGGCCUUCUUUUACCUCCGAGCCCAGUCGCUGGCCUGAUCAUCCAUGGCAUAGAAUACAAAAUGAUUCGGCAGUGCUGGGAAUCAUGAAAUUGCAAGAUGUCACCUUCACUGGCUUUCGGAAGACUUGUUAUAGUGAUGAUGGAGACGUCUGCAUCAUGACCAGUCCUGGCCACAGAGGCGUGCUGCAUAUGGUCACAUCGGAGAGGACAAGAAUGCUCCAUGUCAACGAAGAGAACAUGUUUCACUUUUCUCCAUCACAAACGGGGUAA
Heteronotia binoei (common prickly gecko) is the source of this 9417-nucleotide messenger RNA. RefSeq names its product PKHD1 ciliary IPT domain containing fibrocystin/polyductin (gene PKHD1). The transcript is spliced from 48 exons. The record is from RefSeq and is a predicted model, not a curated record. NCBI's taxonomy places the organism in Eukaryota, Metazoa, Chordata, Lepidosauria, Squamata, Gekkonidae. Bases 1 to 9417 code for a protein of 3138 amino acids.